AUGGAGGCAAUACAGCUCUCAACACAGGGUGCAGAGCGGCAGAGAAAAGAUGUGAUGAAGCUAGCAGCUCGGUUCGAGCAAAUGAUGCGUGAUCGGAGGCACGACGAAUCUACGAAGGACCUCAAUGAUGAAGAAUUGCUGUCUAUGUUGAUACAGCGUUACAACAGCUACAAGGCCAACUCAGCGUUGAGGAAGUGGCAGCUGAAUGCCGAUGCUCAGGCUGCUAUCUUUGGAGUGAUCCGAGGCAUGUGCCCUGAAGCGCGCGCGCUUGUGCGUGCACAUUUGGACUUUAACAAGUACACGGAAUCUGCCUACAACGAGUCCAUCCUCCGCAGCAAGCGACAUCAACUUCAUGAGGCUCCCAAAAGAUGCCCACCAGCAUGGAUUGACAAGCUCACUGUCACGAAGGAAGCACAGAUCUUACAUUUCAGAAGAUACAACAUAUGGUGGGCAGCCAACAGCAAGCGUAUGAAACCUUCUAUGAGAACACGGCUACGCUGGAGCGAAGAAGUUUGGGGGCGAAGUGUGGAGAUGGCCUGCCUCACAGUUUGGGCAGUCAAUGAGGCAGCCAAAAAUCCAAGAGAUCUUUGGGACUAUGUCCAGGACUUGGAAGCAGUGCUCCUCAGCAAGCCCAACAAGUUUGGUGUGGAAGCGUUGGCAAUGUGGCAGGACUAUUGUGGAAGAGCGCUUGCGAAGGGCGCUUCAUCACUUGGGGGCGUGACGGAGUCCUCUGAGGUUGAAGAUGCUGAGGAGCUCCCCUCCCAAAUUUUGAUUGUAUUGCACAUGAGAGACCAAAUCCAGCAGGGUCUGGAUGUUGUGGGGCGCUUCAUGGAGAAGCGGGCUUACAUGGUUGUGGGGGAAAGAAGCCAGGGUGUUGCAGCUCUGCAACGACGCAUGCUUGCAGACGCCUCCACUAAGUUCAAUGCUCCUUUGGAUAUUUCGAAGAUGCACCAUGUCGGGUACAUUGACUUCAGCAAGUUUGGACGGCUGACUACUAUUGACAUCAACCAGGCGGCUGAGUGGGCAAAGAGCAUUCUGACUCUGAACGAUGAAUACAGUAUGAUCUUGGCUGUUGCACCUUUGCUGGCGUCAGAAGGCGUGCUUGGUGGCAUUCGGGGAGAGAUGCGGAGGAUUGAGGACAAGUUCAUUGACAACAUGAUGGAAUGCAAGUCCAUCAACAUACCCUUUGACUUGAGCAGCGACAAGGAGGAAACCUCCCAGUGGGUUUCUGGCUUGGCGACCCUGAAGGAAAUGAUGACCGCCUGUGUCAGCCGCGUGUCAUCGCUGAAGCAUCAGACCUGUCUCUUCCACCACUUCAGUUGCUAUGAGGGAAAUUUUGAGAAGGUGAUGCUUGAUCUGAUGGUUGAAUUGAAUGACAGGGUCUACAUUGGCUUUCAUUCUUCGGCUCCCAAUCAGACCGUCUUUGAGUUUGCAGCAGCUAGUGUGAAGGACAAGCUGCUGGAGGCACAGGAUUUCCUUAGCAAAGAUGUGAACAAGAACAAGGGGGUGGAGUUUAGAUUGGAUUCGGGCGAGUCCAUGGCCACUGUGCCUGCAUUUCAGCAAGCAUUCACA
Durusdinium trenchii is the source of this 1572-nucleotide messenger RNA. The record is from the annotation of a GenBank genome assembly. NCBI's taxonomy places the organism in Eukaryota, Dinophyceae, Suessiales, Symbiodiniaceae.